GGCCCUUUAUGCUGGCGGCUGCCGCUCCUGCCAGGCUCCUUCCUUCCUUCCUUCCUCCCUCCGUCCCUCCUGCCUGCGGGGCGCCGCUGCCCGGGGGCCAUGGCGGGGGCGCCGGGCGGGCCGUAGGUGUGGAGUUCAGGCCGCUAGUGAUGGUAACAAUGUUCCCUCUGUUUUCUUGAGAAGGGACAAAGUGAACAGUUGCUUCAGCUCUUGACUUUCAUCGAUUAAUCAUAGAGUUCAGUGUUUCACUCAUAGAGUUCAGAGUGUCUCACUACUUAAUUUCAACAGAGCCUAUCCAACACAAGACUCAUGUGAGCUUGCCACAUCCUGCCUAAUGGUAACAGCUCAUACUUUCACUUCUGUAAGAGAAGAGAUUUGGAUUCUUCCUAGUGGCAGUGAUGCUACCCACUCACUGAGUUUCCAUGGGAUACAGGUCAUACCACUGGACUGCAUUUGGGUAAAGGAUGAGUUCACUUUUUCUCUGAGGAGUCUUCCAACACAGUUUCCAAAUUACAUUUUAAUGGUGGUCUAAGUGAGCUUAUGUGAGACAAAUAGUAUUGGAUCAUGAGUGAAGAAAAAAACUUCGGUGCAUCCCAGAAAAUGUUGUCUCCUUCAAGAAGUACUAGCAGUUGCUCCUCCAAGCAGGGAAGUCGACAGGACAGCUGGGAAAUUGUAGAAGGACUCCGGGGAGCAAUGAAUUGUACCCAGGAGCCACAGAAGCAGGAGGGCUGCUUGCUGAAAAAGAGGAAAUGGCCUCUGAAAGGCUGGCACAAGAGAUACUUCUUUUUGGACAGAGGGAUUUUGAAGUAUUCUAAAUGCCGAGCUGAUAUAGAGAGAGGAAAACUUCAUGGCUGUAUUGAUGUUGGACUUUCUGUCAUGUCUGUAAAGAAAUCAACAAAAUGUAUAGAUUUGGAUACAGAGGAGCAGAUAUACCACCUGAAGGUGAAGUCUCAGGAGCUGUUUGAUGAAUGGGUAGCAAAACUUCGCCAUCACAGAAUGUACCGUCAGAAUGAAAUCUCCAUGUUUCCUCAUGACACCAAUAAUAUUUUCUUCCCUGUGUCUACUACUACGGACUCUGCCCCUGGUUUCUGUGAUUCUACUCCAGGUAGAAAGGCAGGCAGCUUGACCAAACAGAGUUCAACGUCAACUGGAGGUAAUUUGUCAUUUUCUUUUUCGAGUAAUGAGUCCAGGAUUUCGUCUUGGCUACAGUCUUCUGAAGACAUGGAAAAAUGCUCAAGAGACCUCUCCAACUGUCACACAUAUUUACUGGAAAUGAACCAGUUGUUACAGAGCAUGGAUGUUCUUCACAGGACAUAUUCAGCGCCUGCUAUAAAUGCUAUGCAGGUUGGACCUUUUGAAAGCCCAAAGAAGGAAAAGAGAACGCAUAGAAGGUGGCGAUCCAGAGUUGUUGGGAAAGAGGCUAAAGGAAUGUUACAGGUGCCUUCAGUAUUUUCUGCCCCUAUGAGACUGCAUGCUUCCAAUCCAAACUUAUCUACAAUAGAUUUUGUAGAGGAAAAAAAUUACUCUGAUGGCUCUGAAACAUCAUCGGAAUUUACUAAAAUGCAAGAGGAUUUAUUUCACAUUGCACAUAAAGUUUACUUCACCUUGAGGUCAGCUUUCAGCACCAUAUCAACAGAGAGAGAAAAGCUGAAGCAGAUGCUGGAGUACGAUGCAUCUUCAUCUCCAUCUGCACAAAUAGUGGGCUUGAAGAAUGCCUUAACAUCUGCAAUAGCACAAAACACAGAUCUUAAAGACCGGUUACGCAGAAUACAUGCCGAAUCUAAGAUCAUUGAUUCAGCAUCUAAUGCAAAAGCAAGCCCAGAUUUGGUGAAGGAAAAUUCAAGGGAAGAAGGCAGAGGUCUGGUUCACCAGGUCUCCAAUGAAAGCAGACUGUCUAUCGCUGACUCUCUCACGGAAUUUUUUGAUGCACAGGAAGUCCUGCUGUCUGCUAGUUCUUCAGAAAAUGAGGUAUCAGAUGAUGACUCAUAUGUAAGUGAUAUCAGUGAUAAUGUCUCAGAAGAUAACCUAAGCAAUGACAUGGAGAAUGAAAGACAAACUUUAGAUUGUAUUUCUGAAAGCGGAAUUGGAUGCAAUUCUAAACGGAGAACAUGUUUACCGGCUCCAUGUCCUAACACAAGUAACAUCAGCCUAUGGAAUAUCCUGAGGAAUAACAUAGGAAAGGAUCUCUCCAAAGUGGCCAUGCCCGUUGAGUUAAAUGAGCCACUAAACACCCUGCAGCGCCUCUGCGAGGAGCUGGAGUACAGCGAGCUCCUGGAUAAAGCAGCGCACACACCAAACCCCUUUGAGCGGAUGGUAUACAUAGCUGCCUUUGCAGUCUCUGCCUAUGCAUCCAGUUACUACCGAGCUGGAAGUAAGCCAUUUAAUCCUGUGCUGGGAGAAACCUACGAAUGUAUUCGUGAAGAUAAGGGUUUCCAGUUCUUUGCAGAACAGGUCAGUCACCACCCACCUAUUUCUGCAUGCCAUGCUGAAUCUGUGAAUUUUGCUUUUUGGCAAGAUGUCAGAUGGAAAAACAAAUUCUGGGGAAAGUCCAUGGAAAUUGUUCCAGUUGGCACAACGCACGUAACUCUUCCAGCUUUUAAAGACCAUUUUGCAUGGAACAAGGUGACAUCCUGCAUCCAUAACAUCUUAAGUGGGCAAAGAUGGAUUGAACACUACGGAGAGAUCAUCAUAAAAAAUCUUAAUGAUGACACGUGCCACUGCAAACUGACAUUCAUAAAGGCAAAGUAUUGGAAUCCAAAUGCACAUGAGAUUGAAGGCAGUGUCAUGGAUAAAUCUGGGAAAGUUGUGCAUCGACUCUUUGGGAAGUGGCAUGAAAGCUUGUACUGUGGGACAACGUCAUCUUCAAACUGCAUAUGGAGAGCAAAUCCAAUGCCUAAAGAUUAUGAACAGUGGUAUGGAUUUACACAAUUUGCACUGGAGUUAAAUGAACUGGACCCACAAACUAGGUCAUUACUCCCAUCCACUGAUACACGUUUUAGGCCAGACCAAAGGUUUCUAGAAGAAGGGAAUAUUGAAGGAGCUGAAAUACAGAAGCAGAGGAUCGAGCAGCUACAGAGAGAACGACGGAAAGUGCUAGAAGAAAACAAUCUAGAGCAUCAGCCUAGAUUUUUCAGGAAAUCCAGCGACGACUCCUGGGUGAGCAAUGGAACCUACAUGGACCUUAGAAAAGAACCUGGUUUUUUCAAACUGGACAAUCCUGUCCUCUGGUGAAAGAGGAGCUAAGUGAAGACAUUCUGUGCUGUAUUCUUGAAUCUGAUUUAAAAAGCAUAUAUAUAAAAUAUAACUAUAUAUCUAUAUCUAUAUAUACACACACAUACAGAAUAUGUGUGUGGUGUGUGCAAAUGUGCAUAUCUACAGAAUUGUGCUUAAUUUAGAAUCAGAUAAUUAAUUUCCUUUAUUCAAUUAUUGCAGUGAUUGUUUGAAUGUAUAAAUAUCCUAACUUCUUUUUAUAAAAUAUUUAAUAAAUAGUACUGAAUGUUAACAGAUGGAAAAGAGAGGAGCUUUUACACUACUUUUUCAAUGUGUAAUAACAUCAGUCCUGAGUUAAAUUAUGCCUUACUGAAUUGCAUUGUAGACAGUAGCAUCAGCAUCUCCUAGCUGUGCUGAGGAAGAGUGCAAGCCUUAGUAACUCCUACUGUAGGUAGGCUUUCACAGUGCAAUGAGCCGUUCAGCUGUCUCUAGGCUGGUAUAAAUUGCUAAAACAGAUUAUCAGCUGGUGCUGGGAUCUGACUAUGAUCUUUUGCCGUCUGUAGGAAAGAUUUAAGUAAGCUUUUGUUUCUGUUAACUUUCUUCUUAGCUUUAUGGAAGAGGUGGUUCUGGGCUUACGUCGGUGGUUCUACUGCCUUAUACAGAAACAGUACCCAGUUAAAUGCAGUGCUAGAAAGUCAGGAAUCGCCAAAAUUUUCCACUGGGAAAAAAUUUCCCUUCCAAUUUAUAGCCCCCAACAGGGCAAGAAGAGGAGAUCGUUUGUAUAUACUGCCUGAGCAGUGACUAGAUGAAGAAGCUCUCUCUUUUUCCAGUAAGUGAAAUCUUAUACAGAGCACGAAAUCCUGUGCUUCCAUAGCUUCAUUUGUUUUUAUUCAAUUAAAAAUUGCAACAGUAAGACUUUUUAAAAAGUAAGCAAACUGGUUGUUUUAAGCUAGAAAUUUUUUCCUAGUAUUUUGAUAUUUUCUACCUCUUAAGAAAUAACAUAUUUAUGAUCUUAUAUUUAAAAAAUUACCAUCUGCCUUAUGGAGAAGUGUAUGGAGUCUUUGAUCUUCCUCUUGUUUGUUUGUUAAGUUCAGAUAAAUAUUUGAAUGUCUUGCACUAAAUCAAUUGCAUCCCUUUCCUGUAAUUUUAUAUGUGUGGUUCGAUUCGUAGAGCUACUAAACCAUAGGUCAGAAAUUUAGCAGGAAACAAAUGUAGCAGAAGCCUCACUUUUGAAUGAAGAUUAUAGAGAUGGAAAGUAUUUUUAGUUUUUUUCCAUCAAAUCACGAUGCCAUAAUCAUUAACAGAAUAAUUUGCAUUCCCACAAAUCUGCAAGUCAAGCCUGAUCCAUGAUUCUUCAGAUCUGUUCUGUGAGUCUGCAACUCUCUGGCAGCAAUGCAAUUUUCCACGUGAUAGAUUUGUAUCCUAUCACCAC
Messenger RNA from Hirundo rustica (Barn swallow), 4642 nucleotides. It is a transcript of the gene OSBPL3, whose product is annotated as oxysterol binding protein like 3. The transcript is spliced from 25 exons. Bases 565 to 3231 code for a protein of 888 amino acids. Lineage: Eukaryota; Metazoa; Chordata; Aves; Passeriformes; Hirundinidae. The record is from RefSeq and is a predicted model, not a curated record. Gene Ontology annotation, molecular function: cholesterol binding. Gene Ontology annotation, cellular component: perinuclear endoplasmic reticulum; plasma membrane; intracellular membrane-bounded organelle.